This is a messenger RNA of Microthlaspi erraticum, 2142 nucleotides long. The record is from the annotation of a GenBank genome assembly. NCBI's taxonomy places the organism in Eukaryota, Viridiplantae, Streptophyta, Magnoliopsida, Brassicales, Brassicaceae.
AUGCCCCUGAACGAAAUAGCUUCUUCCGUCGUAGAACUUACACGGAGAUGCGUAUCGACCACCGCGAUAAAGCGAGCGCGUCAGCUCCACGCUCUCGUCCUCACCGCCGGCGCAGCUUCCGAGUCUCCGUACGCAAACAACAACCUCAUCUCGAUGUACGCUCGGUGCGGCUCUCUAGAACAAGCGCGGAAAGUGUUCGACCAAAUGCCUCAGAGAAACAUAGUCUCUUACAAUGCGCUUUACUCGGCGUAUUCCCGUAACCCAGAUCACGCAAGUUACGCGUUUCCUCUGAUAACCCAUAUGGAAUCUGAGUUCUUGAGGCCCAAUAGCUCGACUUUCACUAGCUUAGUGCUACUAUGUGCUGCGGUUGAGGAUGUUUUGAUGGGAUCGUUGUUACAUUCACAGAUCAUAAAACUUGGAUUUUCAGAUGAUGUAGUUGUGCAGACAUCGGUUUUGGGGAUGUACUCGAGCUGCGGGGAGUUGGAAUCUGCGAGGAGGAUCUUCGAGUGUGUAAAUGAUGGAGAUGCAGUGGCUUGGAACGCGAUGAUAGUUGGGAGCUUGAGAAAUGAUAAAGUAGAAGAAGGGCUUAAGAUUUUCAAAAGCAUGUUGAUGUCUGGUGUUGAGCCAACGCGAUUCACGUAUUCGUUGGUGUUGAAUGCUUGUAGUAAAUUGGGAAGCUUUUCACUAGGGAAACUAGUCCAUUCCCGGAUGAUAGUCUUGGAUAGUUUUGAGGACUUACCUUUAGAGAAUGCUCUUCUUGACAUGUAUUGUAGCUGUGGGGAUAUGAGAGAAGCUCUCUAUCUGUUUGGGAGGAUUCGUAAACCGGAUUUGGUUUCGUGGAACUCGGUUAUUUCAGGGUGUGCAGAGAACGGUUUAGGAGGGGAAGCGAUUCUUAUGUAUAGAAGGAUGCAGAGGAUGUUUACGCUUAGGCCAGAUGAGUAUACUUUCUCUGGUGUGAUAUCUGCAACAGCGGAAGGAGAAAGAUUUGUUCAUGGGAAAGUUCUUCAUGGACAGGUGAUGAAAUUGGGAUAUGAGAGGAGUGUUUUUGUUGGAACGACUCUCUUGUCCAUGUACUUAAAGAACGGAGAAGCUGAAUCUGCGGAAAAAGUGUUUGGUGUGGUCGCGGAGAAGGAUAUUGUUCUCUGGACUGAGAUGAUCGUAGGGCAAUCUAGACUGGGAAACAGCGAGUUCGCAGUCCAACUCUUCACUGAAAUGUACAGAGAGAAAAAUAGAGCUGAUGGUUUCUCCCUGAGUAGCGUCUUGGGAGCAUGUUCAGAUAUGGCCAUGCUUAGACAAGGUGAACUGUUCCAUUCUCUUGCGAUGAAGACGGGAUUCGAUAGCGUUAUGUCAGUGUGUGGAGCGUUAGUGGACAUGUACAGCAAGAAUGGCAAAUACGACUCUGCAGAAUCAGUGUUCUCUCUUGUUUCGAAUCCUGAUUUGAAAUGUUGGAACUCAAUGCUAGGAGCUUAUAGUCAGCAUGGAAUGGUGGAAAAGGCUAUGAGUUUCUUUGAACAGAUACUUGAGAAAGGUCUCACGCCGGAUGCAGUAACAUACUUGUCUUUAUUAGUAGCAUGCAGCCACAGUGGAUCGACGCAGCAAGGAAAGUUCCUGUGGAACCAAAUGAAGGAGCGUGGGAUCGAAGCAGGGUUUAAGCACUACUCUUGCAUGGUGAGUUUGGUGUCAAAAGCUGGGCUACUAGACGAAGCGUUGGAACUGAUAGAAGAAUCUCCUCUGGGGAACAAUCAAGCAGAGCUUUGGAGAACUCUGCUAAGCGUUUGUGUUAACAGAAGAAACUUGCAGAUGGGACUAUACGCUGCUGAGCAGAUCCUGAGACUUGAUCAAGAAGACAUGGCAACCCACAUUCUACUAUCGAAUCUUUAUGCGGUGAAUGGGAGAUGGGACGAUGUUGCAGAGAUGAGAAGGAAGAUUAGAGGAUUAGGUUCUGCUAAAGAUCCAGGAUUGAGCUGGAUUGAAGUGAACAACAACAGUACACAAGUUUUCACCUCUGGAGGAGACCAGUUUAACCCAGAAGAAGUAAGUGAAGCUCAAGAUGAGUUACACAGGUUAAAGCGUAAUAUGUUGUGCAAAUCAUCAUCCAGUGAACAAGAUUCGUUCUUUACAAGACUUGUCUGUCCAGAUUAA